This is a messenger RNA of Sphenostylis stenocarpa, 249 nucleotides long. Lineage: Eukaryota; Viridiplantae; Streptophyta; Magnoliopsida; Fabales; Fabaceae. The record is from the annotation of a GenBank genome assembly.
AUGCGAGGUGGAGGUCAAACAAAGGAUUUACUUUUUGACCCUAAGAUUGAGAAAACAGCCAGGAGAAAUAACAGUAGAAUUAGGAAACAAAAGGAGUUGAACAAAGAAAGGCAGCAACAAGAAGACACAUAUAUUCCAAUUCUGCGGGAACAACUAGAGCAGAUGGUUGAUCCUGGAGGUGUUGUUACGAAUGGAGAUAUCGGAGGUGAAGGACACAACUACAACAAUCAAAGAAGACUUUUGGGAUAG